Molecule: messenger RNA, 1311 nt
Organism: Ceratitis capitata (Mediterranean fruit fly)
Lineage: Eukaryota; Metazoa; Arthropoda; Insecta; Diptera; Tephritidae
Product: protein AAR2 homolog
Exons: 1
Coding region: 84-1211 (375 amino acids)
Biological process (GO): spliceosomal tri-snRNP complex assembly
Source: RefSeq, a predicted model, not a curated record
UUGUUUGGAAUUGCGAAGAUUUUUGUAUUAAUAAUACAACGUUUAAUUUGCAAACAUAAAAAUUCACAACAAACUACGUAAAGAUGAACGUGGAUGAAUCUGCCAUGGAAAUGGACCCUGAGUUGGCAAAAAAACUCUUUGCCACCGGCGCUGUUUUGGUUAUAACGGGAGCACCAGUUGGUACUGAAUUUGGGAUCGAUUUGUGCAACUAUACAAUUGGUGAAAAAUUUCGUGGAGUAAAAAUGAUAGCACCUGGACCACACUACAUCUGGUGUGCUUCGUGUGGCCCAUAUGGUGAUGUUGCUCCCCGUGUGGGUUUCGUACAUUUCUUCAAAAGCGAAGAGAUUGUGGUACGUGAAUGGAACCAACGUGAUGAAGAAAUGCAAGAGAGUCAGUGUGACGAUCGUGAAUUGGAAAAGAAGCGCAUACGUGAUAAUCUUAAAGAAUUCGACAGUUUUCUUGCACCUUACGAUUAUAGAUUUUAUAAUAAGUGGAAACUUUUAACUGAUAAAAUAACUGAAGGUACAGUAGAGCGUUGUAGACCGACGUUAGGUGCUAUACGUACUAACGUGGAGCUGCAGUCCUGUACGGAUGAGGAUCGACCACGUGGCCCAUUAUAUAUAAACAACUUGCAGCAAAAGGGUAAUAAAUCUAUUGUAAAUGAAAGUGAUUUGCUACCAAAUUUAAAACCAGUAGAGGGGACUGCGCCAAGAUUCACAGAGUUACCAAGUCGUGUGCCACACAACGCCACGCCAGCAGAAGUGACAGAACACAAUAUGGAUUGUGUACAAUCAAUUGAGAAACUUGUAGACAAAUUUCAUAGUUCGGAAGCUUUCAUUGAGGAGGAACAAUUGGCAUUUGUCUUUUAUCUAGUUGGGUACUCGGUGGAGUCUUUGGCACAUUGGCGAAAUAUCUUACAUUUGCUGUCACAUUCAGAGCAAGCAGUGCUGAAUUACAAAAUGCUUUAUAUGAAAUACUCAGAAGCUUUAAUGCAGCAAUUGCCGCAUCUGCCAGAAGAGCUAAUGGAACCAGGUGAAUAUAAUACGGUUUACAAGGAUGUACGUUCACUAUUGAUUAAUUUGAAUUUGGGUGGUUUGAGUGUAAGCGCUGAUAGACUUGGAAGAAAACUGCUGAAGACUUUACAGUGGGAGUUCGAGGGGUUGCUUGACGAGGAUCCCGAAGAUAUGCCUGUUAUAGUAGAUAUGACAUAGUUGCUUAGCUGUGCUAUAAAAGAAUAAAAUAUAUUUAUAUAGAAACACAUCUAUACACACAUAACACAUAAAUAAAGUAAUACUAAAUGACAAUAUAAAA